AUGAGCACGGCGGCCUCGCCCACGACUCACUAUCGCAUUACUCUUCGGCGCUCGGCCAUUGGCCUGCCUAAGCGGACAGGGCGCAUUGUGGAGGCCCUAGGACUGCGCAAGCGUCUUCAGAGUGUCUACCACCAGCAGUCCCCGACCAUCGCAGGCAUGGUCCUCGCCAUCAAGGAGCUGGUGCAUGUGGAAAACGUGCGUCAGCUUGAGCUACCUGGGACCGCCAGUCAGGCUCAGCCUGAGCUUAUCUGGGUCAACCAGGAUGGCGAAGUCGUUGACGCGGGACGCCUGGCUCGCAAAGCCCCGAAGGGCUUCAAGGUGGUGGGCAACCUCGUCAAUGAAGAGCGCGAUGCAGCUCUGCGUGCUGGGCGAGUGCCGUAA
Molecule: messenger RNA, 381 nt
Organism: Malassezia sympodialis ATCC 42132
Lineage: Eukaryota; Fungi; Basidiomycota; Malasseziomycetes; Malasseziales; Malasseziaceae
Gene: MRPL33
Product: mitochondrial 54S ribosomal protein uL30m
Biological process (GO): translation
Cellular component (GO): mitochondrion; large ribosomal subunit
Molecular function (GO): structural constituent of ribosome
Source: RefSeq, a predicted model, not a curated record